UUAAAACCUAGCUCCUGACUUUUCCUCAAGUUCAAUUUUUUGGGAUUCCCUCCCACCCCAACCACAUCUCGUCAAUUUACUUGCCAGAUGUGACUGUUUAACCCAGUUUAUCGUAGCUUUUUUUUAUUUUUGCUUUUGCGUUGCGCAUCUCAUCGUCCUGCGUCCUCCGCUUCUUCCUCUUUUGCUGCUCUCUUUUCCUGCAGCAGCUCUCGGACGCUUCUCUCUCACACUCUACUGGGUUUCUUUUUUAAAAGAUUUGUUUAUUUAUUAAAGGUUUGCCCGACCCCCUUGAAGGAAUGCGAGCAGUUUGCCUCUGUCUUCCGCAAAGCCUCAUGACCAGCUGCCCUGAAAACUGUCCCCCGGUCCCAUCUCGGGGUUGACGCUGUCCCUGUCCAUGGUGCUGAACAGCUUUUUCCCGAAGACGCCGUUGAGCUGCGGCUGCUGCUCCACAAAUCCUCCGUAUUUCUGGGUAUUUUCGGGUACUGCAGGUGAGAUGUCAGCAAUGAUCGCUUCAUCUACCCGGAGAGGCUUCUGAACUCAAAACAGAAGGAGUUGAUCCCGAAGGAAGCCAAACGAAUCGAUUGUGACUCCUACGGUUGAUUUCAGAGAGACUCCUUCGACUCUCACGCGCUCUCUUUCUCUUUUAUUUUUUUAGACUUUUCCGAAAGACGAACAUUGGAAUCAUGGACCAUUCGUGUAACUCAUCUUAGCGUGGAAAUAUCUGGCCUAAAAAUAACGACAAGCCGGCUGGGGGCGGGGGGACUGGAAGUAGCGGGUGAAUUAUCUUCAUUUGUAGCAUAUCCAAAAAUAUUUGUGUUGAUGCCGGAAAGGGGUCACUUCUAUUCUGGAUCAGCUGAGACUAAAACAACCCCUUCUGCCCUAAAAUAAAAACUUGUCCUGAAUACCAAAUGUCAGUUUGAGGAGGUCUCAUCAAGACAAUGGAGGCGUCCGCCAAUGGGUCCAGUUUUGGCAUCGACUCUCUGCUGUCCCACAGGCCUGGGAGUCCGGUGUCCAAAGGGGACAGUCUGGUGGGAGAGUGCCGCUCCCCUCUGGAGUUCAGCCCCAGAUCAGACGUGGAGAGCGGCUGUUCGUCGCCUCCGUCGCCGAGGAGGGAGUGCGUGGAUGAGGUAGCCCAGAGGCAAGGUCACGGCGUCGGCCUACCACCGCACUUGCAACACGCGCAGAUAUCUGCUGGGUCGCAGCAGAGGACCGUGACCUCGUCGUUUCUCAUCAGAGAUAUUCUCGCGGACUGUAAGCCUCUGGCUGCCUGCGCUCCUUACUCCAGCAAUGGACAGCCGACUCAGGAGGCGGGGAGGCUGGCCUCGAAGAUCGCGGACGACUUUAUGGAGAAAAUCCACAGCAACUCAUCGUCAGACAGUGAAUAUAAAGUGAAAGAGGAGGGAGACAGAGAGAUCUCAAGCAGCAGAGACAGCCCUCAGGUCCGGCUGAAGAAGCCCAGGAAGGCCCGGACAGCCUUCACAGACCACCAGCUGGCCCAACUGGAGCGCAGUUUCGAGCGGCAGAAGUACCUGAGCGUCCAGGACCGCAUGGAGCUGGCGGCCUCCCUCAACCUCACCGACACGCAGGUCAAGACCUGGUACCAGAACCGGAGGACAAAGUGGAAGAGGCAGACGGCGGUAGGACUCGAGCUUCUGGCCGAAGCUGGAAACUACUCCGCCCUGCAGAGGAUGUUCCCGUCCCCGUACUUCUACCCGCAGAGCCUGGUGUCCAACCUGGACCCCGGAGCUGCCCUCUAUCUGUACAGAGGCCCAUCGGCGCCCCCGCCGGCCCUGCAGAGACCCCUGGUUCCUCGGAUCCUGCUCCACGGCCUGCAGGGGGCCAGCGAGCCGCCACCUCCUCCGCCUCCCCUGCCUCCUAUGAGCGGCGUGCUUCCCAGGCCAGCUCAGCAGCGGGUGCUGGAUGCGCGCUCCUCUGCCAAACGGCUCCAACAGCUGGUGACCGGGCUGGAGCUGACUGCAGACCGGGGAUCAGCGUGGGGACAGCUGGUCAGCGGCUCCACCACAACUACCACCACAACCCCUCCCUUCAUCCUUACAAAUUUCAAUCAGCCACCCAUGCACCAACCCCACUCUCAUCCUCCAAGUCUGUGUGGACCCAAGUUAUUCGGCCAUGGCGCUUUGGGGGUUAAAGGAGUUCAGGCUGACGGACACGACUUGGCAUGUAGGAUGUUAACGAUUAGACAAAAGACUUUAAUAGGUUUUAAUUGAAAGUCGAUAAUGGGUUUGAUAGCCAGCUCCCCCUGCUGUCCUCCACGCAAGGCACCUGUUAUCUGGGGGCUCCACUUAGUGGCUGACCAUGCUGUGAAAUAUCAGACUGACGGCCCGAUAACGUGCGCUUUCAUGAUGCGUAAAAUUGCAUUAAAAAUACAGUUAGCCGGCCCGGCGGGUUUUGACGACUAGGAAAGUGAAGAGAAGGAGAAAAAAAUCACCUCCCAACUUGCCAAAAGAUCAUUAUAGUCCCAUCACAAGGAUCCGUGACCGAUUCAGUUAACAACGAGACA
Maylandia zebra (zebra mbuna) is the source of this 2521-nucleotide messenger RNA. RefSeq names its product BarH-like homeobox 1b (gene barhl1b). NCBI's taxonomy places the organism in Eukaryota, Metazoa, Chordata, Actinopteri, Cichliformes, Cichlidae. Gene Ontology annotation, biological process: regulation of DNA-templated transcription. Gene Ontology annotation, molecular function: DNA-binding transcription factor activity, RNA polymerase II-specific; DNA binding. The record is from RefSeq and is a predicted model, not a curated record.